Molecule: messenger RNA, 2176 nt
Organism: Phragmites australis (common reed)
Lineage: Eukaryota; Viridiplantae; Streptophyta; Magnoliopsida; Poales; Poaceae
Product: RNA demethylase ALKBH9B-like
Exons: 6
Coding region: 106-1899 (597 amino acids)
Biological process (GO): mRNA catabolic process
Molecular function (GO): mRNA binding; demethylase activity
Source: RefSeq, a predicted model, not a curated record
AGGGAAUACAAUAGAGUUGAAGCGUCCAAUCAGAAAUCGAAGCCGGCGAGACGGCUGAGGGGGCCCACACGCCAGUGACACAGCCGAGGUUGCGGGACGGCUGCGAUGGCCGCGUCCUCUUCCUCCUCCGGCGGCGACGGCGCGGACCCGAUGGCGCUCGUGCAGGGGUACAACGCCGAGGAGCUCGCCAUCGCCGGGGAGUUCCUGACCACGUGGCUCCCCUUCGUUUCCGCCGGCCUCUGCCCCUCCUGCGUCUCGUCCCUCCGCACCCGCGUCGACUCCCUGCUCCCGCGAGCCGAUCAGAUUGAGCCGUCUGGGUGGGAGUCGGAUCCAGCGCCCCCGCAGCAUCUGCCGUUCGAACCGAGCGGCUGGGACUCGGAUCCGCCCCCGCCCCCGCCCCCGCCCCCGCCGCCGCAGCAGCAGCCGUCGGCGGAGAAGCCGAGGAUGUCGUGGGCGGACAUGGCGCAGGAGGACGAGCUCGCCGCGGCGGCGGAGGAGGACGCGGCGGCCGCGGCAGCUGAUGACGGGGAGGAGGCGAGCGAGCUGGGGAGGCCCAAGGUGCAGUUGUCGAGGGAGCAGCGAGAGCAGAGGCGGUUCCGGAACGUGGUGCGGAAGAAAGAUUUCAUAUGCCUCGAGAGAGUCAAUGGCCGGCUUGUAAACAUCCUAGCAGGCCUCGAGCUUCAUGCCGGCGUGUUCAGCUCUGCUGAGCAGCGGCGCAUCGUCGAAUGCGUGUACGACCUCCAGGAGAGAGGCAGGCUUGGGGAGCUUGGAGAUUGUACAUAUACAGAACCCCAAAAAUGGAUGCGUGGUAAAGGCCGGGUAACAAUCCAAUUUGGAUGCUGUUAUAAUUAUGCUACGGAUAACAAUGGAAAUCCACCAGGCAUUAUGCGAACUGUUGUUUCUGAUCCGAUGCCUGAUCUCCUUAAGACUAUGGUUAAGAGAUUGGUACGGUGGAAUGUUCUGCCUACGACUUGUGUACCGGACAGCUGCAUUAUAAAUAUAUAUGAACCUGGAGAUUGCAUCCCGCCACAUAUAGAUAGUCAUGAUUUUGUUCGUCCAUUUUGUACUGUUUCUUUCCUCAGUGAAUGCAACAUUCUUUUUGGAUCUAUACUGAAAAUAGCCGGCCCUGGAGAAUUCACCAGUUCAAUUGCGAUCCCCCUUCCUGUUGGGUCUGUGCUUGUCCUGAAUGGCAAUGGUGCUGAUGUAGCAAAGCAUUGUAUUCCAGCAGUCCCGACCAAAAGGAUAUCCAUUACCUUCAGAAGAAUGAACCCAGCAAAGCGUCCAUUCAGUUUUAAAGAUGAUCCAGAACUGCUUAACAUUACACCUCUAGAGACGGGCAGAUCUUCAGAUGAAGGCAAGAGCAAGCUACCUGAUGUGCAGAUUAGAAAUCUGAGCAAAAUAUCCAGAGGCAAGAGAUCUAGAGGAAGAACGUCUGCUGGAAAGGCUGGACGCAACAUUCCUGAAGACCAACCUCCUGGCCAUGUGCAAGCCCCUGCAGUAGAUGUGUGGUCACAACAAAGCUUGCAUGACCAGCGCACUGUCUCUGCUGCUAGUUCUGAGAGAGAAAGGAACUCUGUUGGGAGGUCAAGAGAACCAAGAUACCAAUCAAAUGCGCCUGCCAUGCAAUCUCAGGUGGACGAUAUCAGAGAGUGGCCAGGUCGGUUGGCACAAGAGAGGAGAAGGCAUGGUAAUGGCAUGAGUUCCAGUGAAGGUAUCGUCGAAUCUGGGGAAAGGAGACCGCGAAUGGAGCACAGGCAGAUAUCGAUGAUAAAUCGAACGAUAAACAGUGAUAUGGAUUCCCUUUCAAUCUCAAGCCGUCAAUCAGCCGAGCAGCCCCGUGCUAUUGUGCGAACCUUGUAUAACAAGCCAAGGAGGAGUAGAGUAAGCCUGGAUGGUUGAGCCACUCCCGUGCCUGUGAACCCUUUGUUGGUUGGAACUUGGAAGAGAGCUGAUAUCUGAAAGGAUACUUCGCCUGCCUGUAUAUUUCGUUAGGUGUUACCAGAGCACCAAAAGAUAGCCUAGACCUUGUCGUAGUGACAUGUAUUGAGUGAACUAGACGUAAAUUUUGUUGCAAGAUGAUCAGGCGCCUGCUCUGUAGAUAAGAGGCGCUUCCGGAUAUUGUAAUUGGUGAUUGUUGUCGACUCAAUAAUUUGAUCCAAUCCAUACGAAUCCUGUA